AAAAUGUCAAAGCGAGUUGUAGUUUACGAAGAGAAAAUAAAUAUGUAAACAAAGAGUUCUAAAUUGUACAAUUUGUAUUGUACAAUUCGUCGUGAUCCAGCCCUCAUAAAAAUGACCUCGUCAGAAUCCGCCCAGCGACCGGAUCCGUUCGAAGGAAUGGACAUUGCGGACACCGACUUUUUGAUGGACGUCGAGGGCCGCAGCUGCUGUCCUAGUUGUGGCAAAUCACGCAAGUUUUUCUGCUACACAUGCUACCUUCCGGUCGGGGAAAUUGAAUCCCGCGUGCCUCGUCUUACUCUGCCGGUGAAAAUUGACGUGAUAAAGCAUAGGAAUGAGAUCGAUGGCAAAAGUACUGCUGUUCAUGCGGCCAUUCUGGCACCAGACGAUGUUAAAAUCUACACCUAUCCAAACAUCCCCGACUAUCGGACAGAGGAGGGUGUUGUGUUGAUAUUCCCCACUCCGACUGCACUUACAGUGGCCAGUUUAUUUAGCGGCGAAACGUACCAGAUGAAGGAAAACUAUGGCCUUCCAAAGGGAUAUCAUAUGGGUACGUUGUUGCGCUUUCGAUUAAACGACAUCGUGGACACGCACCAUCAGGCAAACUGCUCCAGCGCAAUCGAAUGUAGUACCAGCAGCUUCCCUGUGAAACGAGCCGUCUUCAUUGAUAGUACAUGGAGCCAGUGCCGUGGGAUAUACAAGGACGAGCGGCUCUCUUGUUUGCGUACCGUUGUGAUACAGAACAGGAUUUCCCAGUUCUGGCGCCAUCAGCGCAAUAGCCCACGCUGGUUUCUUGCGACGGUCGAAGCGAUUCAUCAGUUUGUGCUCGAGGUGCACGUUGCUGCUUGGGGUCUGGACAGCCGAUACCAUGGACUGGACCACAUUCAUCUGAAGAUGGAUCAAAUUCCGAAGGAUCGCAUUUUUCAUCCGAGCGAAGUGAAUCCGAAUGAGGUCCAACCGUACAACGGACAGUACGAUAACAUAUUGUUCUUCUUUCGUCAUAUGUACAACCUCAUACACAAGCAUUAUGAUCACGAACAGCUAAAAGCGUACAAACGGCCACUGUACUAGUGAAAAACAUUAAAACACUACUCACACACGCCUUUCCUACAAACAAGGGAAUGUCAGCCCAUAGUA
Molecule: messenger RNA, 1134 nt
Organism: Anopheles funestus (African malaria mosquito)
Lineage: Eukaryota; Metazoa; Arthropoda; Insecta; Diptera; Culicidae
Product: tRNA-uridine aminocarboxypropyltransferase 1
Exons: 1
Coding region: 112-1068 (318 amino acids)
Biological process (GO): tRNA modification
Cellular component (GO): nucleus
Molecular function (GO): tRNA-uridine aminocarboxypropyltransferase activity
Source: RefSeq, a predicted model, not a curated record